Molecule: messenger RNA, 893 nt
Organism: Magnolia sinica
Lineage: Eukaryota; Viridiplantae; Streptophyta; Magnoliopsida; Magnoliales; Magnoliaceae
Product: VQ motif-containing protein 4-like
Exons: 1
Coding region: 171-740 (189 amino acids)
Source: RefSeq, a predicted model, not a curated record
UCCUUCUCUCUCUCUCUCUCUCUCUCUCUCUCUCUCUCUCUCUUCUCCCCAAAAUACCCCCAAUGAUACUCAAAAAUCCAACGCCAUACCCUCCGUCCUUUUCCCAUUCUUAAAACCGAUUCCAAUCAUCUCCACCGUCCAUUUAAUCACACCCUACUCCUUCCUGAGAAAUGGACAGGCCCCCAAACUCAAUCCACACCGUCGGAUCCGGCCCACCCCUGACCACCACUCCCACCACCUUCGUCCAAGCCGACGCCCACACCUUUCGAGACCUCGUCCAGAAGCUAACCGGCGCCACCGACGACACCCCAGACAAGCUUCCGAUCACGGUCCCCGCGCGAUUCUCAGCCGCACGAUCGCCUGACAUCGUUGGGCCCCGACGGUCCACCUUCAAGCUCCACGAGCGGCGCCACAGCAUGAGGAAGCUCGAGAUCAAGCUCGGCCUUACCUCCCUCCGCAGCAGCAGUAGCUCGCCUGCGUCAGGAUCGUUCUCCCCACGAUCACAGCCGUCGGUAUCGCCGAUCCCGAGCCCGGUCACUCCCCUCGGGUCGGACCCGCUCUUCUCGGGCCAUUUCCUCGGGUCGGGCAGUGAAUCGCCGUCGUCCGUGUCCGAAGAAGAGAAGGCAAUUGCGGAGAAGGGUUUUUAUCUGCAUCCGUCGCCGUUGAGUACGCCACGUGGCCCUGAUCCGCCCGAGCUUCUUCCGCUCUUUCCUUUGCAAUCGCCGAGGCAGAAAGAAUGAGAGGAUUUUCAUCGAAGAAGGAGAGAGGAUUUUCAUCGAAGAAGGAGACUGGUACGUUUGGGAUUCGGAAAUUCCCUUUUUUAAUUUUCUUUUUCUCAAUCUCUUUGGCUAUUUUCCGGUAGUCCCGCGGACUACUGAACCGGUCUUUCUUUU